UGAAGACUCGCACACAACGUCUGGGCAGCAGGCUAGUGCUUCGGGCUUUACGUGUCUGGACACAGAUCAUUUUCGGCCAUUGGACGACAGAGUUAUGCCCGUUGAUGAUUCUGUAACUUCACUCGAAUCCGCAUCAGAGUUGCAAACUCUCGCGCAAGAUGGCGAACGAUCAAGACGACCGAAACGACCUACGACUCCGAAUGUGACCAGAAAGGCGACAGCAUCGACAGACCCGACUUGGAACCGCCCCAGGAAGGCAACCUCCAGACGGGAAGACACAUUAUCCGAGGAUGAACCUCUGGUCGACACAACCGCGGCCCUUCCUCUUAACUCCAAGAAGACUGCACGAUUGCAGAAACGGCAACGGAAGAAGCAGUCACAGAAGGUUCAUUCUAAUAUUCAGUCUUUCCUCGAUUUCCCUCCCGAGCUCAUAUCACUCAUCUUCAGCUUUUUGCAACCAAGCGACAUCUACACUCUGCUCCGCUUGAACCAGUUCACGCAGGACUUUAUCCUGGACAAUGAGAGGUCGAUCGCCGAAGGUAUCACGAGCCGCCGUUACUGGGCGCUCAGGCAAUGCUUCCCACUACCUGUUUUGCUGGACCAGGUACCAGCUUCUGCACGCCCAGUUCUGCUCAGUCAGCAAUGGCAAGAUCGCCUGAAGAUUCACAAAAAUCCUUACCAACAUAUCAGACAAAUUGACCCGGAAGUCGUAUGCACCUGUAUGAGCUGUCUUCUAGCCUGGAACAAUCUCAAUAUUGUCCUCGACCUUGCUCAUUGGCAGCCGAACUUCGAAAACCGCGAGCCACUGCCCGUGAUACCUCGUGGUAGAAAUCCGGACUGGAACAUCCAGCUACUUGAACAGCACGCAGAGAUUGUCAUGAAAGCCAUAUACAGUCCCCUCGCGCAUGCCCGGAUAUUGCAGACACAUCUCAAUGUGACUACCUGGACCAUCAUCCGCUCAGCCAAAUGGCGCAAGAAAGGGGAGAAAAUCACAACGGCGAAACCACGACUCUACCAUCUCACCGAUGCAGAAGCUGAGGCUGGAACAGAUGAAUAUCUGGACAGGAGCGGUCCGCCAUCAUAUCAGCCUAUCUAUAUGCGGGACAAUUAUUACAGUGUCGAGGCAUUUGUGCCGAACCGGAAAUGGGAUAAGGAGGCGCAGAGAUGGCAAUAUUAUUCGAAGUGGCCGAGGCCGCACGAGAAUGAUCUGGCGUGGCUUGUCGCUAGAUCUACUCCGCAACAGCCUUUAACGCAAGCGCUGCUUGAUCGUGAAGCGUUCAAAAUGUACGUAAACAAUACGUCCCUUCAACACCGGUCAGGCUGAGCUUGUGGAGAUUUGUCUGACUUCACGAAUUGAACUUGUUAAACUCCACAAGGUCCAUCAUGGAUGGUAUCUAGUAUUGCACCGAGACAUUUGAGCUCGUGCCGAUUGUACAGCAUGACGGAGUUGACAAGAGGUCCACCGUGGCCGGAAAAUAUAGAUUUG
Molecule: messenger RNA, 1486 nt
Organism: Exophiala xenobiotica
Lineage: Eukaryota; Fungi; Ascomycota; Eurotiomycetes; Chaetothyriales; Herpotrichiellaceae
Exons: 1
Coding region: 95-1324 (409 amino acids)
Source: RefSeq, a predicted model, not a curated record